Mus musculus (house mouse) is the source of this 2477-nucleotide messenger RNA. RefSeq names its product heterogeneous nuclear ribonucleoprotein H2 (gene Hnrnph2). Bases 325 to 1674 code for a protein of 449 amino acids. NCBI's taxonomy places the organism in Eukaryota, Metazoa, Chordata, Mammalia, Rodentia, Muridae. The record is from RefSeq and is marked validated. Gene Ontology annotation, molecular function: nucleic acid binding; RNA binding. The transcript is spliced from 4 exons. Gene Ontology annotation, cellular component: postsynaptic density; nucleoplasm; ribonucleoprotein complex.
AAGCCGAGAGUUGCUCACGUGACCGAGAUCUCACAUGACGUAGAUGCUCACGUGAUCAAUCGCUUACGUGAGCAGAAGUAGUUCUGGUCGUCGUCUAUCGUCUCGCUAUAGCCGUUUGAGGGAAGAAGAAGGAAAAUCCCCCGGUCUCGUUGGAGUCCUGCAGCAAACAUUUUUAAAGUAUUUCUGUCGACCAGAUACCUGGAAGAAACUCUAACAGGGUCAAAGGAUAAUUCCUUAAGGCACAUACCUGAAGUGGAUUUUCUGUCAGAAGCCACAUUGAAUUUGCAUUGAGCCAAGCUUGCCACCAAGAGUCCAUCAGUCACCAUGAUGCUGAGCACAGAGGGCAGGGAGGGGUUCGUGGUGAAGGUCAGGGGCCUACCCUGGUCCUGCUCAGCCGAGGAAGUGAUGCGCUUCUUCUCUGAUUGCAAAAUCCAAAAUGGCACAUCAGGUGUUCGUUUCAUCUACACCAGAGAAGGCAGACCGAGUGGUGAAGCAUUUGUCGAACUUGAAUCUGAAGAUGAAGUGAAAUUGGCUUUAAAGAAAGACAGAGAAACCAUGGGACACAGAUAUGUUGAAGUAUUCAAAUCCAACAGUGUUGAAAUGGAUUGGGUGUUAAAGCAUACAGGUCCAAAUAGUCCUGAUACUGCCAAUGAUGGUUUUGUACGACUCAGAGGACUCCCAUUUGGCUGUAGCAAGGAAGAAAUUGUUCAGUUCUUUUCAGGGUUGGAAAUUGUGCCAAAUGGGAUGACACUGCCAGUGGACUUUCAGGGGCGGAGCACAGGGGAAGCUUUUGUGCAGUUUGCUUCACAGGAGAUAGCUGAGAAGGCCUUAAAGAAACACAAGGAAAGAAUAGGGCAUAGGUACAUCGAAAUCUUCAAGAGUAGCCGAGCUGAAGUCCGAACCCACUAUGAUCCACCUAGAAAGCUCAUGACUAUGCAGCGCCCGGGUCCUUACGAUAGGCCAGGGGCUGGAAGAGGGUAUAAUAGCAUUGGCAGAGGAGCCGGGUUUGAAAGAAUGAGGCGGGGUGCCUAUGGUGGAGGGUAUGGAGGCUAUGAUGACUAUGGAGGUUAUAAUGACGGGUAUGGUUUUGGGUCUGAUAGAUUUGGAAGAGACCUAAACUACUGUUUCUCAGGAAUGUCUGAUCAUAGAUAUGGAGAUGGUGGGUCCAGUUUCCAGAGCACCACGGGGCACUGUGUACAUAUGAGGGGGUUACCAUACAGAGCCACCGAGAAUGAUAUUUACAAUUUUUUCUCACCUCUUAAUCCCAUGAGAGUGCACAUUGAAAUAGGACCUGAUGGAAGAGUUACUGGUGAGGCAGAUGUUGAGUUUGCUACUCAUGAAGACGCUGUGGCAGCUAUGGCAAAAGAUAAAGCAAAUAUGCAACACAGAUAUGUGGAGCUCUUCUUGAAUUCUACCGCAGGGACAAGUGGAGGAGCUUAUGAUCAUAGCUAUGUAGAGCUCUUUUUGAAUUCUACAGCAGGGGCAAGUGGUGGUGCUUACGGUAGCCAGAUGAUGGGAGGGAUGGGUUUAUCCAACCAGUCUAGUUAUGGAGGUCCGGCCAGCCAGCAGCUGAGUGGUGGCUAUGGAGGGGGUUAUGGUGGUCAGAGCAGUAUGAGUGGAUAUGACCAAGUUCUUCAGGAAAACUCAAGUGACUAUCAGUCAAACCUUGCUUAGGAAGCAAGGGACCAUCCAAUAACAUCUACAUGAAUAAAAGCUAUCUUUAUAGGAACUGGAUAGAGUAGGGAGGGUGUCUUUAUAUCCAGUAUGAUUGGUAAAUGGGAAGUACAACUGCUUCUGAUCACUAUUGGUCAGCUUCUUUCUUCUUUUUCCUUUUUUUUUUUUUAAAAAAAAGAACAAAAAUUUAAGUUUUAACAGUUUCGCAUUACAAGCUUGUGAUUCAUGCUUACUGUAAAGUGAAAGUUAAGAUUGUUUUCAAACUUUAAGCUCAGCAAUUUUGAACACUGAAAAUAUUCAUCUAGGAUGUAAUAACAAGUUCAGUAUUGACCAUAACUGUCAACUCCCCUUUGAGCUUUCCUCAAGUUAGUUAUGUUGUAGGAGUGUACUUAAGCAGCAAGCAUAUUUAGGUUUAAAGCAGUUUCACUUACGUUAAAUGUUGCUCUUAUACCACAAUACAUCGAAAACUUCAGAUGCAUGUUGAAAAACAUGCUUUUCUGUAAAAAAAAAUAUAUAUAGGAGCUGUGUCUAUGAUUCAAAGUGACAACAUUUGGCAUGUUUGUUAAUUCUAGCUUUUUGGUUUAAUAUCCUGUAAGGCACGUGAGUGUACACUUUCACUUUUUUUUUUAAAGAUCCGGAACAAUUUUGAGAUGUGAUACCAAUACAUUAGGAGUUUGGUCAUGUUAUUUGUAUGGAAUUCUGGGGCUUUGAUUUAAACCUUACCUUGUAUUGUGAAUUCCAUUUAGAUGUAUUGUACUAAGUGAAACUUGUUAAAUAAAUCUUCCUUUUAAAAACUGGAAAAA